AUGUUAUAUUCCAAACUGAUACACAUUUCAGAAUGCAGUUUUGGAUCAUACGGUAAAAACUGCGCUUACAAAUGUCACUGCUACAACAAUUCAUCGUGUAAUCAUAUCAACGGAAAAUGUCAUAAAUGUUCGCCUGGUUGGCAGGGCAUAUCAUGCGACAAGGAAUGUGACCAUGGCUCCUUUGGGCAGAACUGCAGCGAAUACUGUCAUUGUUAUAAUGAUGACGACUGUAACCCUAUACACGGCACAUGUGAUAACAGAUGUUCUCCUGGUUGGCAAGGAGACACGUGCAAUACAAAAUGUGGAACUGAACAUUUCGGGCAAGACUGUCAUUAUACCUGUAACUGUGUGAAUGGAACAUCAUGCGAUCAUAUCAGUGGACUGUGUACCAUUCAGGAAUGUGAAGACGGAUGGCAAGGGACAAAUUGCAGUAUAGUAUGCGGCCUUCAACGAUUUGGGAAGAACUGUUCGGAAGAGUGCCAUUGUGACGAGUGUCAUCACAUCAACGGAUCCUGUUCAUUAUUCUCAGUUCAGUGUUACUCGGGAUACCAAGGGGAUUCCUGCACUCAAAGUAUUUAG
Molecule: messenger RNA, 579 nt
Organism: Mya arenaria
Lineage: Eukaryota; Metazoa; Mollusca; Bivalvia; Myida; Myidae
Product: multiple epidermal growth factor-like domains protein 10
Exons: 3
Coding region: 1-579 (192 amino acids)
Molecular function (GO): scavenger receptor activity
Source: RefSeq, a predicted model, not a curated record